AUGUUCCCUAACACUUCUAUUGUGACGGGCUCGGUCGCCCUGGGAUUGGUCGGUCUUGAUAGUGUCAAAGCUAUUAAGAGCAUUGCCGAUCGCAUUCUCCGGCGCCAAUAUGAUGAAGCUAGUCUAGCCAUUACUGCUUACCGCGAUGAAGAUGGCGAGGCGACUGAGGAGUCUCUGCGCGCCUUUUCAGAUAAAUGGCAGCGUGUCUCCAUCGCACUAUUCUCGUUAACUGGUCUGUCAACCUCAUUGGCUCUGUCAAUUCUUACAACUAUAAGCAGCGAUCUGAAUGAUCCGCUGGCUAAUUGGCUACAAUUUGCAAUUUGGGUCUUGCUCUCAAUCCAAGGCAUUGCCUUCUUCGCCGAACCGCGUCCAACCACCCGAUAUCGACUGGGUCAAUUCGCCUUCGCCGGAAGCAUUAUCUCUAUCGCAGUAGCGGCCUUUCAAAUCCAACAAGCAUGGGUUUCUCAAUUUUCUCUUCUCCAGAACCGUAUCUGGGUUGGCCUCGUCGGCGCGAACAUCGGCAGUGCUUUGCUGCGCGCUAUAUUCAGUAUUCUUCUACCGCGUCGCCCAAAUGUCUACUUCGAGGGUCAGGCUGUAGAUCAAGAGCAGACUGUUUCAACUGCUGGCCUCUACUCCUUCGUGUGGGCUUCUGAUAUGCUUAACUUCACUAUCAAAAAGAAAAAUCUGGAGUUGACCGAUUUGCCCAAGAUGCCAGCUGACAAGCGUGCACACCGUUUGCGCGAGAACUUUGAACGCGCGAAAGGAAAUAAAAAAAUUUGGAAGGGGCUUAUGAUGGCGCACUGGCGCAUUUUCGUGAUCCAGCUUUGUAUGGUUUCGAUCAUGGCGUUCCUUACAUUUGGCCCGCAAGUUGCGCUUUUCAAUAUCCUUGACUCCCUAGAGGGUCGGGGAACUGAGGGAUGGUCUCCUCAACGAUCAUGGGUUUGGGUCAUCGCGCUAGGAUUCUUCAUGGCCCUGUUCUCAUUCAUCGAGGCAUGGCUCUUCUGGUCUGUUUGUUCCAGGCUCGGGAUUCCCAUUUACGCGGAACUCACGGCUCUUGUGUUCGCCAAAUCGAUGCGCCGAAAGGAUGCCAAGGAUGCCAAAAAGUCCAAGGAAAAUGAAGAUGCACAAGCUUCUGCGAAGGCCUUACUACCUGAAGACAAGAAAGAGGAGGAGGAUGAGGAGGAAGACAUGAAGAAGAGUCGCCAGAGUAUUGUCAACCUUGCUGCCGUGGAUGCCCGCCGUAUUUCCGAUGUCACCUCUUUUCUCUACUUGAUUCCAAGUGCAACUUUCAAGCUCCUCAUUGGAUGCGCUUUCCUGAUCCGAGUUCUCGGAUGGCAAAGCGCUCUGGCGGGCCUCUCGGUUGCUAUUCUGAUUGCGCCGAUCAAUAUUGCUGUAACAAAGCGAUACACAAGCGCGCAAGACAAACUCAUGAAACUUCGGGAUCAGAAAAUGGCCAUUGUGACUGAGGUCCUCCAGGGUAUUCGCCAAGUGAAAUUCUCUGCCUUGGAGGGACAAUGGCAGAAGAAGAUCGGACUGGUCCGAGAGAACGAGCUGGGGGCACUGUGGAUUUCCUUCUACUAUGAUGUAUUCCUCAUGGCUAUUUGGAUUCUUGGUCCUAUUGCUUUCUCAUGCGUAUCCUUGACAGUCUACGCCAUUAUCCACGGCGAACUAUCUGCCUCGGUUGCUUUCACAGCCAUGUCUGUUUUCGGUUCUCUGGAGAUGGCACUCGCCAUUUUACCGGAGAUCAUCACCAACCUCCUAGAAGCUAUUGUCAGUGCGGACCGUAUUGACGAGUACAUGACCGCCUCGGAGAAAGUCGUCAACACUGUCCCUGGAGAAAGUAUCUCCUUUGAAGAUGCCUCGGUGGCAUGGCCCGCAGAACAUCACCCUGGAGAGAAAGAAGAAGAUGAGGAGCGAUUCCUCCUGCGUGAUCUGAAUUUCAACUUGCCCAAAAAGGGUCUUAGUGUGAUAUCUGGUCGUACUGGAUCUGGAAAGAGUCUCCUUCUGGCUUCCAUCCUGGGAGAAUGUGAUGUUUUGGAAGGUAAUGUGACAGUGCCUGUUCCACCCGCCCUAAAAGAUCGCUUCGAUCACUUGGCUACAAGUGCAAACUGGAUCAUCGACGAUGCGAUUGCGUAUGUUGCCCAGAUCCCUUGGAUUGAAAAUGCAACUAUCAAAGAGAACAUUCUAUUUGGAUUACCGUAUAAUGAGUCACGUUACCGAAAAGUGCUAUUUGCAUGUGCUCUGGAAAAAGAUUUGGAGAUGCUCCCUGAUGGUGAACUGACUGAUAUUGGUGCGAAUGGUGUCAAUCUCAGUGGUGGUCAACGCUGGCGUGUGUCGUUCGCCCGUGCGUUGUACUCUAGGGCUGGCAUUCUCAUCAUGGAUGACAUUUUCAGUGCUCUGGAUGCACACACUGGUCGACAUGUCUACGAACACGCCCUGACAGGCGAACUUGGUCGAGGUCGCACACGUGUUCUGGUUACUCAUCACGUUGCCCUUUGUCUUCCCCUGACAGAUUAUUCUGUGCUCUUGGAGAAUGGCCGUGUGAAAUACGCUGGCACAAUUGAUGACCUUCGGAAAUCCAACCACCUGGAUGACAUUCUUCGCGAGGAGCAAGCUGCAGAAGAACUGGACAAAAAAAUUCCUGACGAUCAAAAAGACGCAAAUGAUGUUGAUGGAGGGACACUUCAAAAGGUCAUCUCGAACACGCCACACCAACGCCAAAGCGACGCAACCAAUGGAAACUCCACUGCACCAACUAAAGAUACUCCCAAAAAAUUCAUCAAAGACGAGACAAAAGAAAAGGGGUCCGUUCGACUCGCUGUGUACAAAACUUAUUUCGGCAUGGGUGGCCGUCCUCUUGCCUGGGUUUUGACAGUCUCCAUCUACGUUGCCUAUGCCAUAUUGAUGGUUGGACGUUCAUGGUGGAUCAGCGUCUGGACUGGCUCAUCCGCCAACACGCAUGCCAAUCCCGAGACAAACCAAGCAAUGCUUCAAUACUCUAUGAUGCAGCCUAAUAUGGCUACUACAAGACAGAGUGAUGGCCAACUCGGCAUGUACCUCGGUAUCUACAUGGGGAUCUCCGUUGUGGCAUGUUUGAUCGGAACUUUUCGAUACUUUUUUAUCCUAUCCGCAAGCAUUCGCGCCUCGAGAAACCUGUUUGACUCUCUGGUUUUUGCUGUGUUGCGUGCUCCGCUGCGCUGGCUGGAUACCGUCCCGUUGGGCCGAAUCCUUAACAGAUUCACGGGAGACUUCCACGUUAUCGAUUCGCGAUUGGGCUACGAAAUGGGUUUCCUAUUGGCAGAGACAUUGGAAGUAUUUGGCAUUAUCCUUGCAGGCAUCCUUGUCUCUCCGCUUGUUCUUAUACUUGCGGCUGGUCUUCUUCUGAUCUGCCUCAAGCUGUCUUUGACCUUCCUCACUGGUGCUCGUGAAGCCAAGCGCCUAGAAAGUACCGCGAAGAGUCCCGUCUUGGAGCAGUUUGGAUCUAGCUUGGCUGGAUUAGUUACCAUUCGCGCCUUCAGCAAGAGUGGCGCUUUCAUGGAUAUCAUGUACAGCAAGAUCAAUGCCCAUGCUCAGUCUUGGUGGACGGUAUGGCUGUUCAACCGCUGGCUGGGAAUUCGCAUGAACGUUGUUGGUGCGGUCUUUUCGACUCUCACUGCAGCACUGGUAAUCUCUCUUCCUGGCAUGUCGGCCUCCAUGGCAGGUUUUGCUUUGAGUUUUGCCUUGCAAUGCAAUACGGCAAUUGCAUUUGCGCUGCGACAAUACUCCAACAUUGAGCUUAACAUGAACGCUACUGAACGAGUGAUUGAGUACUCCAAUAUCGAGCUUGAGAAUCAAGGUGGUGUGGAUGCACCUGCUGCUUGGCCUACCGAGGGACGCCUGGAGGUUGAUGACCUAGUUGUGGGCUAUGCACCUGAUCUUCCACCUGUACUCAACGGGCUCAGUUUCACCGUCGAAAAGAACCAGCGAGUGGGUGUGGUUGGUCGUACAGGUGCCGGUAAAUCAUCUCUCACCUUGGCGCUCUUCCGCUUCCUCGAGGCCCGCCGGGGCAUGAUCUCCAUCGAUGGUCUGGAUGUUUCCAAGAUCAAGCUGCACGAUCUCCGCAGCCGACUUGCUAUCAUUCCCCAAGAUCCUGUCCUCUUCUCUGGCACAGUGCGAACCAAUCUGGAUCCCUUCGAUGAGUACAGUGACACUGAACUGAACGAUGCCCUAGCUCGUGUUCACCUGGUUUCUUCGUCGGAUAAUGAGGCGACUCUUACCUCCCAGAAUGCAUCAGGCAGCUCUACGCCGGACACCGCUACUGUCACGGUCCAAGCAAACAAUUCGAAUGUCUUCUCGUCAUUGUCAGCACCUAUCUCGGAGGGCGGUCUCAAUCUCUCACAGGGUCAGCGGCAGCUCCUCUGUCUCGCCCGUGCCAUUGUCGCUCGCCCCAAGAUCAUGGUCCUAGAUGAGGCUACCUCGGCGGUGGACAUGGAGACCGAUGCACUGAUUCAGCAAUCUAUUCGAGCUGAAUUUGGCCGCAAUGCGACUACCCUGCUGGUCAUUGCGCAUCGUUUGAGCACCAUUGCAGACUUUGAUCGGAUUCUAGUGCUGGAUGCUGGCAAAGCAGUCGAGUUUGCUUCACCCCAGGAAUUGAUGGGCAUUGAGAACGGAGUGUUCAAGAGUCUGGUGGAGAACAGCGGCGAGAAGGCCGUUCUAGAAAAGAUGAUUUUUGGCUAG
Penicillium longicatenatum is the source of this 4716-nucleotide messenger RNA. RefSeq names its product putative ABC bile acid transporter. The record is from RefSeq and is a predicted model, not a curated record. The coding region runs from base 1 to 4716 and encodes 1571 amino acids. Gene Ontology annotation, biological process: transmembrane transport. Gene Ontology annotation, molecular function: ABC-type transporter activity; ATP binding; ATP hydrolysis activity. Lineage: Eukaryota; Fungi; Ascomycota; Eurotiomycetes; Eurotiales; Aspergillaceae. The transcript is spliced from 3 exons. Gene Ontology annotation, cellular component: membrane.